Messenger RNA from Camarhynchus parvulus, 7828 nucleotides. RefSeq names its product ADAM metallopeptidase with thrombospondin type 1 motif 7 (gene ADAMTS7). Gene Ontology annotation, biological process: proteolysis; extracellular matrix organization. Gene Ontology annotation, molecular function: metalloendopeptidase activity. Lineage: Eukaryota; Metazoa; Chordata; Aves; Passeriformes; Thraupidae. The record is from RefSeq and is a predicted model, not a curated record. Gene Ontology annotation, cellular component: extracellular matrix.
AGCGGGGUGUCCGUGGGUAUCCGCGGGAUGAGCGCCGGGUGUCCGCGGAAUUGUCCGCGGGAUGAGCGCCGGGUGUCCGCGAGGAUGGGGGCGACAUGUCCGUGGAGUGCGGGGGGACCGCGGGUGUCCGCGGGAUGAGCGCCGGGUGUCCGCGGGAUUGUCCUCGGGAUGAGCAGGCAUGGGCGCUGGGUGUCCGCGGGAUGAACGGGAUGUCCGCGGGAUUGUCCGCGGGGAUGAACGGGAAUGAGCGCUGGGUGUCCGCGGGAUUGUCCGCGGGGAUGAACGGGAAUGAGCGCCGGGCGUCCGCCGCAUUGUCCGCGGGAUGCCCGCGAUCCGGGCAGCCCGGUGCCCCCGCCGGUGCCGCGCUCCGUGCCCGCGGGCUGGGCACGCUCGGAGCCGCCAGCCCGGUCCCCUCGCGGCUCCCCGCGGCCGCAGCGCCGAGCCCCGCCUGGGGAGACUCCGGAGCGCUCCGUGCCCGCGAGUGCUUUGCCCCCAGAGACGGCGCGUCCCAACGCCGCCUCAAACGGAGCCGCGCUCCGGCAGCGACAUCGUCCAUCCCAUCAAGGUCGACGAGAGCGGAGCCUUCCUGUCCUACGACUUGUCGCACCGGGCCCUUCACCGGAGGUCUCCUGCCUCCAGGAGCAAGCUCCCCGCCUUCUACGAGCUGCACUACAGAGGGCAACCCCUGAAAUUCAACCUGAGCCUCAACAGGCACCUCCUGGCCCCGGGCUUUGUCAGCGAGAGGCGUUUCGGGGGCAUCGCCGGCGCCAAGAUCCAGCCCCGCUCCUACAACCCGUGCCACAUGAUCGGGGAGGUGCGGGGCCCGCUGCAGGCGGGGCUGGCUGCCCUCAGCACCUGCGAUGGCCUGAAAGGUGUGUUUCAGCUCAUGAACGAGGACUAUUUCAUCGAGCCCGUGUCCAGCAGCCCCCGGGAGGAGGGAGCAGCACAGCCCCACAGGAUCUACAAGCGCCAGGUGCCCGAGGCCGGGGCUGAGCAGGGCAGGAGCCCCCCGGCCCCGCGGGAGCCCUGCGGCGUGCCAGAGUCUGAGGAAAGCCUGGAGCGGUCUGAGAGGCGCAGGGAGCGGUGGGAGCAGAAGCAGCACAGGAGGAGGAGGAGGAUCAAGCAGCGCUCCAUCAGCAGGGAGAAGUGGGUGGAGACGCUGGUGGUGGCAGACACCAAGAUGGUGGAGUUCCACGGCAGUGCCAACAUCGAGAAGUACGUGCUGACCGUCAUGAACAUGGUGGCAGGGCUGUUCCACCACGCCAGCAUCGGGAACCCCAUCAACAUCGCCAUAGUGCGGCUGAUCCUGCUGGAGCACGAGGAGGAGGACCUGAAGAUCUCCCACCACGCAGACAACACCUUGAAAAGCUUCUGCAAGUGGCAGAAGAGCAUCAACGUGAAGGGAGACUCGCACCCCCUGCACCACGACGUCGCCGUGCUGCUCACCAGGAAGGACAUCUGUGCUGCCAUGAACAGGCCCUGUGAGACCCUGGGGCUGUCCCACGUGGCCGGGAUGUGCCAGCCCCACCGGAGCUGCAACAUCAACGAGGACACGGGGCUGCCGCUGGCCUUCACCGUGGCCCACGAGCUGGGACACAGUUUUGGGAUUCAGCAUGAUGGAAGCAGCAAUGACUGUGAGCCAGUUGGGAAAAGACCUUUCAUCAUGUCUCCACAGCUCCUGUAUGACACGUCCCCACUCACCUGGUCCCGCUGCAGCCGCGAGUACAUCACACGCUUCCUCGACCGGGGCUGGGGGCUGUGCCUGGAUGACCCCCCGGCCCGGGAGCUGCUGGACUUUCCCCUGGUGCCCCCGGGCGUCCUGUACGACGUGGGCCACCAGUGCCGGCUGCAGUACGGCCCCUACUCCACCUUCUGCGACGACAUGGACAGUGUCUGCAGCACGCUGUGGUGCACGGUGGGGAACACGUGUCACUCCAAGCUGGAUGCAGCUGUGGAUGGCACAGCCUGCGGGGAGAGCAAGUGGUGCUUCAAUGGCGAGUGUGUUCCCGUGGGCUUCCGGCCCGAGCCCAUCGACGGCGGCUGGAGCUCCUGGAGCGCCUGGGCCUCCUGCUCCCGCAGCUGUGGGGCAGGAGUGCAGAGUGCUGAGAGGCACUGCAGCCACCCCACGCCCAAGUACGGGGGCCGGUACUGCCUGGGCGAGCGCAAGCGGUUCCGGAUCUGCAACGUGCGGCGCUGCCCCCCGGACAGGCCCUCCUUCCGCCAGGUCCAGUGCAGCCAGUUCAACCCCAUGCUCUACAAGGGGAAGCUCUACAAGUGGACACCAGUGCCCAACAACAUGAACCCCUGCGAGCUGCACUGCCGGCCCGAGCACGAGUACUUUGCGGAGAAGCUGCGGGACGCGGUGGUGGACGGCACGCCCUGCUACGACAGCGACGCCAGCCGCGACGUCUGCAUCAACGGCAUCUGCAAGAACGUGGGCUGUGACUAUGAGAUUGACUCUCACGCCGUGGAGGAUCGCUGCGGGGUGUGCCACGGGGACGGCUCCACCUGCCACACCGUGCACAAGACCUUCGAGGACAGCGAGGGGCUGGGCUAUGUGGACAUUGGGAUUAUCCCCGUGGGAGCCCGGGAGAUCCGGAUUGAGGAGGUGGCAGAAGCCGGGAAUUUCCUGGCGCUGCGGAGCGAGGACCCCGAGAAGUAUUUCCUGAAUGGAGGCUGGACCAUCCAGUGGAACGGGGACUACAGGGUGGCAGGGACCACCUUCACCUACAAGAGGACAGGCAACUGGGAGAACCUCACCUCUCCGGGGCCCACCGUGGAGCCCGUGUGGAUCCAGCUGCUGUUCCAGGAGACCAACCCCGGGGUGAGGUACCAGUACACGAUCCAGCGCCCGGCUGACAGCGAGAACGAGAUCGAGCAGCCCGAGUUCCUGUGGCGCUUUGGCUCCUGGACCACCUGCACGGCCACCUGCGGGACAGGGGUGCAGCGGCAGGUGGUGCACUGCGUGGAGAGGCUGGCGGGGCUGGUGGAGGAGCGGUUCUGCGACGCGCUGACGCGCCCCGACGACCAGCAGCGCACCUGCAGCGAGGAGCCCUGCCCAGCCAGGUGGUGGGUGGGUGAGUGGCAGCAGUGCUCAGCCACGUGUGGCCGGGCAGGGCUGAUGAAGAGGACGGUGCUGUGCAUCCAGAGCGUGGGGCUGGACGAGCAGAGGGCCCUGCAGCCAGCAGACUGCCAGCACCUCACCAAGCCGGAUGCCACCAUGCCCUGCCACCCAGAGGUGCCCUGUCCCUCCCCGUGGGCUGUGGGCAACUGGUCCGAGUGCUCGGUGACGUGUGGGAACGGCACCCAGAGGCGCCCAGUGCACUGCAGCAACAGCUCUGGGACCCCGUGCGACCCUGCCCAGAGACCCAGCCCCCAGAGGCUUUGCUCCUUGCCACAGUGCCACCAGAAAUGGGACAGCACCGACUGGUCGGGCAGCGGCUCCUCCAGCAGGGAGGUGUUUAAUGAGAUCCAUUACAUCCCCAGCAAGCACGUUCCUAAAUUUAACCCCUUAAUCCCAAACGUCCCGGAGUCCAACGAUGUCAACGUCAUCAGCGAGGAGGACUUCUCAGCCAGGAAAGGAAAUGUCUUUGUGGAUGACUUUUACUACGAUUAUAACUUCAUCAACUUCCACGAGGAUCUGUCCUACUACCCCUUCACGGAGAAGGAGAGCAAAGGCGAGGAGCCCAAGGCAGAGCUGGGCACGGAGGGGCCCUGGGAGGUGCCCACCGAGGCCCUGCUCACCACCGAGCUGGGAGGAGAGAGCCAGGGGCAGCCAGGCCCCGAGGAGGAGCACACUGCCGCCCCUGUGCCUGGGCGAGACGCUGGGCCCGGGCAUUUAGCCAGGAAUGACCUCGUGAGCGUGGGCCCCGAGGAUGUGGGGUCAGCCACUGCCACACACACCACCCCUGCCUUUCUGGGUGAGGAGGAGGAGGAGGAGGAGGAUGCAGUGCCUGUGCCCCCCUCUGAGCACCACCCGCCCACCCAGAGCUCCGUGAGCCCCCACUCUGCAAACCACGGCCCGGCAGGGCCCUGGCAUGAGCCCCAGGGGGCUGUGCCCAGCAGGAGCAGCCUGGGGCAGGGUGUCCCUGCUCCCUGGGGUCCCCACCCCGCUGGUGGGGGCUGGGGCCGUGCCCAGGUGGAUGUGUCCCUUGCGCCAGCAGCACGGGGCGGCGGCAGCGAGGGCCGUGUGGGCACGCAGGGACAUGGCACUGCAGGGAGAGGCCACGGGGACUCCAGGGAAAUGGCUCUGGCCACCAGCAGUGCCAUUCCUGGUGCAGAGAUGCCAGAGGGGAUGCUGGACACGCAGGCAGGAGGGCAAUCCCAUGGCAUGGAGAGGGCAGAUGUGGCCUUGCCCACCCCACAGGCCCCGGGCUGGGAGGUGGCAGGGAGCGCUGGCAGCCCCCACCCUGCCCUGAGUCCCCCUUCUAUGGGACAGGGAGGGCAGCAGCCAGAGCUGCACAGCCCCACAGCCCCCACCUCCACCCCCUCGGUGGCCACAACAGCCCCUCCAGUGUCCUUGUCCCCUGCCACGGCCCCGCCAGCCGCCCAGCUCACCUCCAGCGGCCUCAGCCAGCAGCAUGGCCUGGGCCCAGCCGUGCCCACAGCCCCGGCUCACGGCCCAGCUGCCCGCUCUGCAGGCUCCCCCCAGGAAUGGGGCACACAGGGGCUGUCCCUGCACCCGGAUCUGGCAUCGCCCCACAGCGAGCUCACCUCCCAUGGGACCCCGCUCAGUGUCACUGCACCGAGGGACCCCUCACCGUGGGCACCCCCAGGGACACCAACGAGGGACCCCUCACCGUGGGCACCCCCAGGGACACCAACGAGGGACCCCUCACCGUGGGCACCCCCAGGGACAUCACCAAGGGACCCCUCACCGUGGGCACCCCCAGGGACACCAACGAGGGACCCCUCACCAUGGGCACCCCCAGGGACAUCACCAAGGGACCCCUCACCGUGGGCACCCCCAGGGACACCAACGACCCCUCACCGUGGGCACCCCCAGGGACAUCACCAAGGGACCCCUCACCGUGGGCACCCCCAGGGACACCAACGAGGGACCCCUCGCCGUGGGCACCCCCAGGGACACCAACGAGGGACCCCUCACCAUGGGCACCCCCAGGGACACCUGCCUCCAGUGAUGGGGGGCGGAGUUGUCCCAGCCCAGCCCUUUGCCCCCCUGCUCUGGGAGAAGAGGCUGGAGGAGGAGGAGGAGGUUCUGCUUCCACCAUCACCCCCCACAGCAGCCACUGCCAAGCCCAGCUGGGAGGUCGGGAACUGGAGUGAGUGCUCGGCCACGUGCGGCCUGGGCGCCGUGUGGCGCUCCGUGCGCUGCAGCAGCGGCACUGACGGUGGCUGUCCCGCGGCUGACCGGCCCGUCCCUGCCCGGAGGUGCUCCCUGAGACCCUGCUCGGCCUGGCGUGUGGGCACCUGGAGCAAGUGCUCCAGGAGCUGCGGCGGGGGCACCAAGGUGCGGGACGUUCACUGCAUUGACACCCGGGACCAGCGGCUGCUGCGGCCCUUCCACUGCCAGGCAGGGCUGGCACAGCCCCCGGCACAGCUGCCCUGCCACAGUGCCCCGUGCCUGGACUGGUACACGUCCUCCUGGAGAGAGUGCUCGGAGCCGUGUGGCGGUGGGGAGCAGGCCCGGCUGGUGACGUGCCCGGAGCCGGGGCGCUGCGAGGAGAGCCUGAGGCCCAACAGCACCCGGCCCUGCAACAGCCAGCCCUGCACCACCUGGGUGGUGGGCUCCUGGGGACAGUGCUCGGCUCCCUGUGGAGGGGGCAUCCAGCGGCGCCAGGUGAAGUGCAUCGACACCAGGACCGGGGUGGCCGAGGAGGACAGCAGCCUGUGUGACCACGAGCCGUGGCCAGAGAGCACCCAGAAGUGCAACCCCCAGGAGUGCGACAGCUCCGAGCCAGACGUGUCCUGCGAGCGCGACCGCCUGAGCUUCGCCUUCUGCCAGACGCUGCGGCUGCUGGGCCGGUGCCCGCUGCCCACGGUGCGUGCCCAGUGCUGCCGGAGCUGCGGCCAGCAGCGCCUGUCCCGCAGGUGACAGCGCCGUGCCCCGGCUGCCGGCACCGCCGCGUGCCCGCCAUGCCCGGCUCUCCGACUCGUGCUACUCUCAAACGGUGCUCAGACCAUCCCUGGGGCUGCUGCAGGUGCUGCUGGGGCUGGGCAGGCCCCGCUGCUCCCCAGCCACGUCCCAGGGACGCUGCCGCGGGCACCCUGCCCCGGCACGCCAGCGGGGAGGCAGGGGCAAGGGGAACUCAAAGCAGCAAUCAUCGGGGGAAGACCUCUCAGAAAUGCUCAUGGUGCUAUCAUUUGACAUUUGCAGCCUCUCAAAGGUGUUGGCUGGCCAGCACGAACCUUGAUUUUUAUUAUUAUUAUUUUUAUAUCUCUGGGGUGAGCAUCCAGCAUUGCACCGGCUCUGCCGACCCUUUGGGGUAGGGAUUUUUUAUUUUAACUUUAAGGGACUUGAAGCUGCCAAGCCACUCCUGUAAUUUUCAUUAAAAUGUUUACGCACUGAAGCUAAACAGAUUUAAUUUAAGAAGUGGAGGCAGGGCAGAGGAGUAAAGUUUCAGCUUCAGCUGGGGCUGGGCUCUGUCUCCCCAUUGCUGGCUUCCUCUGCCAAAGCCAUUGCUGUGUCCCUCUGGAGCAGAGGGCACCACCAGGGACACCGAGGUUUGGAGCCCACCAGGGCAUUCCCUUGAAUGCUUUGGGCAGGAGAGGGAAGCUGCCCUGGCAGUGAGUGGCACAUCCCCUCCCUCGUGGGCAGCCAGGUGCUCAGUCCCUGGAUUUCUCUAUGUGUAGCAGUGUAAUGCUUGGUUAAGGUGUUUUUCUGUGGCCUUACAGGCUGAACCCUUUUUUUCCUGCUUAUCUAGAUUCUCCUCUGUUAAGGUUAGCUGAUUUUUAACUAGAAUAUCCAUGUUACUCUGCGGCACAGCCCCUACUGCCUGCUCCCAGAGCCAUGUGGGAACAAAUCCCUCCCUGUCUCAGGAGGGAUUCCUGCCAGGUUGGUCUCUGGAGGAGGGCAGGAGUGUUUAGGUAGGAAUUCCUUUCCCUAUUACUCUUCAGGCUGUGGAGGGUGCCCCAGACCUGGGGGACCUUGAAGGGCAAUCCUCCCUGCAUGGGCAGAGUCAGGCUGGAGCCCAUCCCGGGCUGCAGAGCUCCAGGUGCAGCUCCCUGGGCUCAGCCCGAAUUCCUGUGUGUGAUUUGCAUGUAAAACACAAGCCAUGACCUCACCGUUUGUGCUUUAUUCCAUUCCAAGGUGGUGUAAAGUUUUUAUGGUCCAAGAACCUGUGUCCAGUCCUGGUUUCCUUGUCCCCAGCACCAUCUGUCCCACACCCUGUCACCCUCCCAGGAUUGCAAAGGGAUGAUCCUUGUGCUGGGGUCUCAUGGCCACAGCUCACAAACUGUUAAAUUAAACAGUUACUGAAGGAAGCAGGUGGGUUUCACAUUUUCUCCUCUCCGUGGGGAAUUCCGAAGGUUUUCAGCUAAUUGGAAAUGGUUCAGGCACUGGCAGCAGGAAGGAAAGAUCAGCUUGCAUCUGAAAAUCAUUCACAGCUGCCCUUUGCAACUGGGAUUUGUUGAUUAAAACAUGAGCCGGGCUGAUGGGGUAAAUCAGUUCUGCAAAUCAAUUUAUUUGUGGCACAGGACCUGGUGAGCCCCUCCUGCCGUGCCUCUCCACGUGCAGGGUCCCAGCUGUGGCUGAGGCCACAGGAUAAUCCCUCCUGUGGGACACCAGGCCGUUUUUAGCCACAUAACAAGCACAGAAACCGCAUUGUCAGUGACAAUAAAACACAUCUGGCUUAAAUAUCUGCAAUAU